CACAGGAAGCCCAACAGUAAAAAUUUGCAAGGUCAGCGGCUGUUGAUGCACCACAGGACGAAAUGGCGGCCACCAUUCGAAAAUUAACCCUUUUGCUAAAACAAAAUAUAAAAUAAGAGAACAACAUAUAGUUUCCCUAAAAGACUUUAGGGAUUUUGGAUGUGAAUCUCAGAGGCAUUUUCUAGAAGACCUUUGAAAUGGCGAGAGGAAACGACAAAAGCAAAGGACAACGCAGAGACGAGCUUGAACGAAAGCGGGACGAACGGGUGAGACGAAAUGCUCUAAAGAAGGAGAAACAAAUUAAAGAAUAUCUCAACAAUGACGAGAAUUUUGCAAGCUUCAAGAAUCAGUUAGAGUGUAUUGGAUACAAGAUUAAAGAUAUCAUGGGAGAUGGGAAUUGUCUGUUCAGAGCCUUAGGCGACCAGUUGAAUGGUGACCACACCUCGCACCUCAAACACCGCAAGGAGACCGUGAAGUACAUGAGGGAUCACCAUGAUGACUUUGCUCCCUUCAUGGAGGACGGCAUCACAUUCGAGAAACACUUGGAACAGUUGUCUAAGCCCGGUGUCUAUGGAGGGAAUGAUUCCAUCGUUGCAUUUGCCCGUAACCAUGGUGCUGAUGUAGUCAUCCAUCAAUUGAAUGAGCCCCGAUGGGUGAUCAGCGGUAGCCAGUACUCGACUUCCGGUCAGCGGAUAGAGCUGCACAUCUCUUACCAUAAUGGUGAGCAUUAUUCGUCUGUGCGUCGACUGUCUGACCCUGAUGACGGCCCUGCCUGGAUCGUCCAUGAUAGAUAUGCAGCAAUCAGUCAGGUUGACAGUGGUAGGAAAGACAAGAAAAAAGCGACAAACAAAGAAAAAGACGUCAAGUCUUUCAAGAAACCAUGUAGCCAGGGGGCCUCAGCAAGUCCCCAACCCUCCCCUGAGGAAAUUGUUAUGUCAUCAACAGGCUGUAAGGACCUGGCGUUGGUUUUGCAGACAUUAGAAGAGAAUGACUACAAUGUGGACUUGUCAAUUGGAUAUAUCCUGCAGAUCAUGUGUUUAACUGAUGAACAUGAGAGUCUACACUGUAGCGAAGGUCUGGAUUAUAGGGAAAUGCCUAACACUGCAGAAAGCAACGGAAAUACAUACGAACUUUUUAAAUACAAUACAGAACCAGAGGAGAGGAUAAAUGUUAUUAAUGAACAUCCAAAAUCGCCUUCUGUUAAUAUAAACGAGCCCGAAGAUAAAGACAGAGAAAUUGGGGGCGUAAAAAAUGAGCCAAAGGAAUUUGUAAAUGGCUGCAAAGAAUCGCAGACAGAAACACCAUCUAAAAACAGAUCGGGUGCUCGACCAAAGCAAGUUUCCAAACCUAAGGGAGUUAGAAACGCAUCUCAUCUUAGUAACAGACAGCGCAAAGAGCUGGCAAAACACGAUAAGAAGAAGCGGAGGGAAGAGAGCCGGAAAGAGUCUGGGAACGAACAGGUCAAUAGCCAUGAUGAGCCUUUAGACAGUGUUUCCAUGGUUACAGCGGACCUUGGGGCAGUAGUAAUAUAGUAAAAAAAACUUUUUCCAUAGAUUAAAAAUUAAAAAAGCCGAAAUAUU
This is a messenger RNA of Nematostella vectensis (starlet sea anemone), 1580 nucleotides long. Its product is annotated as OTU domain-containing protein 3. Gene Ontology annotation, biological process: protein deubiquitination. Gene Ontology annotation, molecular function: cysteine-type deubiquitinase activity. The transcript has 7 exons. The coding region runs from base 198 to 1532 and encodes 444 amino acids. The record is from RefSeq and is a predicted model, not a curated record. Lineage: Eukaryota; Metazoa; Cnidaria; Anthozoa; Actiniaria; Edwardsiidae.